Penicillium concentricum is the source of this 966-nucleotide messenger RNA. RefSeq lists its product as uncharacterized. Gene Ontology annotation, biological process: cholesterol biosynthetic process. The transcript is spliced from 4 exons. Gene Ontology annotation, cellular component: cytoplasm. Gene Ontology annotation, molecular function: phosphomevalonate kinase activity. The record is from RefSeq and is a predicted model, not a curated record. NCBI's taxonomy places the organism in Eukaryota, Fungi, Ascomycota, Eurotiomycetes, Eurotiales, Aspergillaceae. Bases 1 to 966 code for a protein of 321 amino acids.
AUGGCUGAGAACCCAUUAUCUCAGCCAGAGCAAUCAGUACCAGCACAAAGCAAUGCUGGUGCCGAAAUGCCUCCAUGCCGAAAGCGACUCCGACACGAUGCCUAUACCAUCGGUUGGGUAUGUGCUCUUCCAAAGGAACAGACCGCAGCCAGGGCCAUGCUAGAUGAAGAGCACGAACCUCUUCCGACCCCUCGCAAUGAUCAUAAUGCAUAUAAGCUUGGCUCAGAGAUCACCAACAGCUUGGUGACGGCAAUUGAGAUUCGUCCUUCGCCACUCUGCUACCUCCAUCUGCUUCAAGGUGGCGGAGCGGUUGGCGACGUGGCAGCUGAUGAAAAUGCCUUUGGCUGUCGAGAUUGGGACUUUGCCUGUAUUGUAUACAACAUCGCCAUGAACUUGUUGCCCUUGAGUAGCGGCUUUUACGGUGCAGAUCUCGGACCUGACCCUAGAGACGCCGCACUGGCGGUCAAGGCUUUUGGACCAAAUCGGCCGCGUCUCGCCCGUCUCAAGCACACCUCAGACCCGCGCAAUGUGCUGGCAUACGCCUGCCCUCUCUCAAAAGCACCGAUGGAACCGAGGCUCAUUAUUCUCGUCACAGGAGAUAGCUGCGCCGGUAAAGACUAUUGCGCCGACGUCUGGGUCUCCAUGUUCCUCAAAUGCACCCAGAAAGGCCUCGUGGCGCGCGCAGUCAGCAUCAGCGAUGCGACUAAGCGAGAAUACGCGGCCGCUACCGGUGCCGACCUGAACUGUCUGCGUCAGGACCGUGCCUACAAAGAGCAACACCGAUCAGCGUUGACAACAUUCUUCCAGCAUCAGGUGCCAAAUCGACCUCGGUUGCCCGAGGAGCAUUUUCUAAAUGUGGUAUAUGGCGCUGCAGAUGUAGACGUGCUGCUAAUCACCGGGAUGAGAGAUGAGGCCCCGGUCGCGGCCAUGUCGCAUUUAGUGCCGGAUAGCAGACUGCUUGAGUAA